This is a messenger RNA of Aureobasidium uvarum, 615 nucleotides long. Lineage: Eukaryota; Fungi; Ascomycota; Dothideomycetes; Dothideales; Saccotheciaceae. The record is from the annotation of a GenBank genome assembly.
AUGAGCAGUGUUGGAACCAAGCUCUCCGACGAUACCGAGCGACGUAUACGAGCACAAACUCACAUGAGCAGCAUGUUCCCGAGGCAUCCGGAUCAACACUCUGGCGUCAUAUCAAACAUUGCCGCAUAUAUGUCUCUUCCCAGCUUUGCGCCCGAGAUUGCCCAGCUCGGCGAAGUUCGUGGGUCAGAGUUCUUACCUUUUGCUCUCUACGAUUUGGCUGGCAUCCCGAGCAAAGACAUCGAGAGCCUGGUGGCUAGACUUGACGGAAACGACAUCAUUGGGACUGAGCCAAACGAGAUCCACCUUGUCAGCCUUGCUCCAGAGUCUGUGCAGCAGCAAAAUACCCUACACGAUGCUCUCGUUGCUCACAUCCAAUACUGCACUGCCCACAUGAACAAGUUGGACUAUUUCCCGUUUGGAUUUUUGGCCGCGCACAAUAGAGACUGGGAUCGCAAGGGAGUCUUUCUGGUCUACAUCGACUUUGAGGAAUCUUUCGAGGUUACUGGAUUUCGGGUUUCGAUAGACAAUGUUUCUACUGCUGCGAAUAUCUUGAGAGAUGACGACAAUGGAGCUAAGGAGGUACGCGACAUCUACGAUAUGGGGAACCAAACUUGA